Molecule: messenger RNA, 4578 nt
Organism: Bubalus bubalis (water buffalo)
Lineage: Eukaryota; Metazoa; Chordata; Mammalia; Artiodactyla; Bovidae
Gene: CSPP1
Product: centrosome and spindle pole associated protein 1
Exons: 25
Coding region: 824-3934 (1036 amino acids)
Biological process (GO): positive regulation of cytokinesis
Cellular component (GO): spindle pole; microtubule; centrosome
Source: RefSeq, a predicted model, not a curated record
GUAUUUGUUUACUUGGAAGUUUUUCUUUUCACUGUAAGCGGGUGUACUCUGCUCUGGGUUGUAUUCUCUACUCCUAGAAAGGUGUUUGACAUUUAGUUAAGACAAAUAUAUAGGAAUUACGGAAUCUACAGCCCCGCCUGCGGUUUUGACAUUAUCUUUCAAACCCUCAUACAAGGUGACUUCAGAUAAAGGACCCUUAGCUGCACUGGCCUGGGAAGCCAGAGAGAGAUCUCUUUUCUAGUGGUGAUAUAUGGCCACUAAGUAUUCGGGUGAACUGAGUAUUUUGAAAUUAGUAAUAAAGUCUAGGACAAAACAUUGACCAGACUCCUGAGGGAGCAGUAGUGCCCGGAGAGGUGUGCCAACAGUUUUUCUCUACCUUUUCCCCUAUCUGUGUCCUCCAGGCUCCCCCCACCCAUCUCCCCCAGGCUCUGAACAGAGGCGAUCUAGGGCUUGGAAGGUUUGAAGUGGGCAGAAUCAGUUUAGCCUGGAAAGUGACUCUGGCAGUUGAACAGUCUCAGGCGGAGGGAGUCCCAGCCCAGAUUCGGGAGAGCCCUGCGAACCGCCGGGCGUCCAUGCGGCCUCCGGGGCGGCAGGGGGCGCCCCCGGCCGCGAGCCUCUGCCCCGCGGCCGCAGUGGGGCGGGGCCACGCCCGGCCGUUGGCGAAGGGCGGGCGGAGGGCUCGGCCUGAGAGGCGGAGCCCGGGUGGCUUGUCACACCGUUCCCGCGCUGGGCGACUGCCGUCGCUUCUUCGGACCGCGGCUAGAGCCUCGCUAGAACGCUGUGCUGUUCCCCGACGCCAGACCGCUUAGCUGAUAUCUUCAAAAUGGCUGAUAAUUUGGAUGAAUUUAUUGAAGAGCGAAAAGCCAAAUUGGCCAGAGACAAAGCAGAAUUGGAAAGUGAUCCACCGUACAUGGAAAUGAAGGGAAAAGCAUCAGAGAAGCUUUCUGAAAACAGUAAAAUAUUAAUCUCCAUGGCUAAGGAAAACAUACCACCUAACAGUCAACAGACAAGGCGUUCUUUAGGAAUUGAUUAUGGAUUAAGUUUACCACUUGGGGAAGACUAUGAACAGAAGAAACAUAAACUGAAAGAAGAAUUGCGACAAGAUUACAGACGCUAUCUUACUCAGAAAAAUUUUCUAUCCACGAGUGAAACAGAUCCAUCUACUCUGGGAGUUUCUCUUCCUAUUGGUGAGAGGUUAUCUGCUAAGGAAAGGUUGAAACUUGAACGUAACAAAGAAUACAAUCAAUUUCUCAGGGAUAAGGAAGAAUCCACUGAAAAGUUCAGACAGGUAGAAAAGAGUACUGAGAAGAAUCAAAGAAGUAAAAAACCUAUCAGUCAGGUUAAACCUGAUUUACCUUCACAAAUACAAUCAUCUUGCGAAAAUUCAGAGGGUCCUAGAAAAGAUGUCUUAACUCCUUCAGAGGCAUAUGAAGAACUUCUAAAUCAAAGACGACUAGAAGAGGACAGGUACCGAAAAUUAGAUGAUGAAAUUGAAUUAAGGAACAAUAGAAGAGUCAUUAAAAAGACUGAUGAAGAAGUGGGUGUUUCCAGUAAAAAACAUCAAAGGUUUGACAGCAAGACUGACAUUCCAGAUAGAAGAUUUCACAGGUUUAAUGAGGAUCGUGCUUUUGAUAAACAGUCUUACAGACCAGGCUAUGAUCCAGAAGUAAGUGAAGACAUGGAUGAGAGGUUUAGAUAUGAAAGUGAUUUUGAUAGAAGACUUUUGAGAGUUUAUACAAAAGACAGAGUUGCACCUCUGCCUCCACCUCCCAUGCUGCCCCCUUUGGCUGCGAACUACCGAACUCCUUACGAUGACGUGUACUAUUUCUAUGGGGCCAGGAAUACUUUGGAUCCUAGUCUUGCUUAUUAUGGUUCAGGGAUGAUGGGAGUACAGCCUGCUCCUGCUCCUUAUGUUACAGCUCCUGUCACCCACCAGCCAGUACAGCCUAUCGUGAGUACAGUUGGACAGAAUGAGCUGAAAAUUACAAGUAAUCGAGCAAUAAAUUCAGGAUUGUUUUUUGAAGACAAACCAAAGCCUUCAAAACAGUCAUUUCAGUCUUACCAGGAAGCUUUGCAGCAGCAGAUUCAAGAAAGACAAGAAAGAAGAAAGAAAGAACGUGAAGAAAAAGAAGUAUAUGAAGCCAAAUUAGAAGCUGAAAUGAGAAGUUACAACCCCUGGGGGAAAGGUGGAGGUGGUGCUCCUCUGAGAGAUGACAAAGGAAAUCUGAUAACUGAUUUGAAUAGGAUGCACAGACAAAAUAUAGAUGCCUACCAUAACCCAGAUGCAAGAACAUAUGAAGAUAAAAGGGCUGUUGUAUCUCUAGACCAAAAUUUAGCCACUUCAAAUGCUGAGAACCAAGAAGAUGCUGCAAAUAAAAACUCAGGUCAUAUGCAAACACAGAGCUCUCCUUUUGCUCGGGGAAAUAUUUUUAGUGAGCCUCCAACUGAACUUCAGAUUAAACAGCAGGAAUUAUACAAGAAUUUUCUUCGUUUUCAGAUUGAGGAAAAGAAGCAAAGAGAAGAAGCAGAGCGAGAGAGAUUAAGAAUUGCUGAAGAAAAAGAAGAAAAACGGCUUGCAGAACAGAGAGCUCGAAUCCAGCAAGAGUAUGAAGAGGAGCAGGAAAAGAAAAGGGAGAAAGAGGAGGAGCAAAGACUGAAAAACGAAGAGCUUAUUCGGUUAGCUGAAGAAAGACGAAAAGAAGCAGAAAGAAAGAAGAAAGAAGAAGAAGAAAAACAUAACCUACAACUUCAGCACUACUAUGAAAGAGAAAACGUGAUUGGGGAAGAUACAAAGCACUUGAGACAGCCUUCUCCUGUGGUUCCUGCUCUUCAGAAUAAGAUUGCAAGCAGACUCCAAAGACCUCCUUCAGUUGACAGCAUUAUAACUUCCUUUACUCAGGACAGUUCCAUGUCCAUGGCACAAUCUCCUCCGGUACCUGCCAGGAAAAACCAGCUUCGUGCAGAAGAGGAGAAAAAAAAUGUAAUUAUGGAAUUAUCAGAAAUGAGAAAACAGCUUCGUAGUGAAGAGCGACGUCUGCAGGGGCGGUUACUACACAUUGAUAGUGACGACGACGUUCAUAUAAGGAAAAGAGAAAGUUCCAUGGAUGUAUUUGAUAUGGCCAGACAUCGGUUACAAGCUCCCGUCAGAAGACCGUCACCUAAGAGCUUAGACUCUGCUUCUUCUCAGAAUAUUCAUGACUUUAAGGAGCUGAAAGAUAGAGAUUCAGAAACGCGAGGUGAUCCGAAAUCUAUGUACCCAGAUGAUCCAAGAGAUAAUGACACCUUGGAGAUAGAACAGCAAGCCUUGCUAAGAGAGCAGCAGAAGAGACUGAAUAAACUAAAAAUGCAGGAAGGUGCUAAAGUUGACUUGGAUGCUGUCCCAAGCACUAAAGUUCGAGACCACAGAAUGCCCAGAGAGGACACUGAUGAUUUCUUGAAAAACUCAUUAUUAGAAUCUGAUAGUGCUUUUAUUGGUGCGCAUGGCGAGACGUACUCGGCCAUUGAGGAUGGGGGCUUCCUGCUGCUGUCUCCGCUGCCCUCCGCCAGAGAGCGCAGAAGGAACAAACUGAAAGGAUUGGACUUUGAUAACAGUCACCCUGAUGUGCCACCAGAUGGUGUCUCUUUAAAAUCUGUAUCCAGUAUAAAUAUUGAUCAGCUUAGAAUGAGAAAUGAAGAACGAAUGCGAAGACUGAAUGAACUUCAGAAUAAACCUAUUACUACAGAUGAUGAGAGUUCACUGGUUGACCCUGAUGACAUCAUGAGGCACCGGGGUGACGACGGAUCAAACUCUGUGGCCACUGAGCCCUGGCUCCGGCCAGGCACCUCAGAAACACUGAAGCGAUUCAUGGCGGAACAGCUGAGGCAGGAGCAGCAGCAGGGUCCUGGCAAACCAGGCGCUUUCACCUGGCAGGGACUGUCUACUGCACACGGUUAAAAUCAGUCUGUACUGGACCCAGUAGUGCCUUUGAAGGUGAAAGGCAUGUGAAACCUGAACCUGAAUAAUAUGUGCUACUUUUGGCCUGUACAUGGCAGUUACUCAUAUUCCAUCUGUAUAUAAGGUAUAUUUUUUCCAUGAUGAUGUAUAUGAUGUAUUUAUAUUAUGUACAUAAAUAAAAAGCCAUGGCUAUUUAUAUAAUGUAGAAUUGUAUAGAAUUAUUUUUGCACAACUUUUGCCAUAAACUAGGGUGGUAAUGAACUCUCACAAUCAACUACCGUAUGUGCAUUAUUUUAAAUUCUGCUUGUAAGAUAAGGUGAAUAAAACAAGUAUCUUAACAGUACUGUAAGACUACUCUUUGCUAUAUGUACAUCUGCUAUUGUUAUCACUAUUCAAAAUCAUUUUUCACUUAGUAAAUAUACUGGUUAUAGCUGUUGCUCUGUAAUCAGAAUCAGAUGUGCUACUUCCAUUUCAUUUAGAACUACUGACUCAGUAUAAAUGAGUUGUUACUAUCUCCUGUGAGCCAUGCACUUACAUGUCACAUCUUUCUGCCUCUAUUUCUGUGCCAGUGAAGGCAGUAAGUUUGCUCUUUUUAUGAUGUAAUUAAUUACUUCUUGAUAAAAAUAAAUUAUUUUUAUUACCAA